GAGGGUGUGUGUAGAAAGCCAGCAAGCUUGAGAGGGAGAGGAAAAGAAGAAAAGGAGGAGGAGGGAGGAUGGAUGGAAGGAGCUUCAUGAUGGGGCCGUGAUAUUCUCUCCUUACGGACGCUGCCUUUUUCUCUACCAUGGCUUUGUCCCAGCUUUGUGCAGCGUCCCCGGGAGGAACCGCCGGCGCACGGCGCAGCACUCAGCCAGGGAGCCGGAGAUGAAUCAGCCCCAACAAAGAGCCUUUGAGAUGGCAACGUGUGCUUCUGCCUGGAGGGAGGAACGCAUCAGGCUUUCCCAGGCAAGCGGCAGCCUGCAGCGCGCUCUGGCUUGAGAGCCAGUCCUUCCUCGUCGCUGUGUGUGUGAGUGAGGGAGAAAGAAGGAUGGAUCUGCUGUGUGUGUGCAUAUGAGUGUGGAUGUAAGGGAGCAAGUGCAUAAUCGUGCUUCCAAUCCUUCCUGGAGGAGUGAGGCUCUCUUCUUUGCUGGACAGCAAGGGACAUACUGAAGCAGGCAGGCUGCCUCUCUCUUGGACCUGAGGAUGUUCCGCAAGAAGAAAAAGAAGAGGCCUGAGAUAUCAGCGCCAAAAAACUUCGAGCACCGUGUUCACACCUCUUUCGAUGCCAAGCGGGGCUGCUUCGUGGGCCUGCCGACGCAAUGGCAAAGCCUGAUAGAAAACCUGCGGAGGCCCAGACCUAUGGUGGACCCCUCUCGGAUCACAGAGGUGGAGCUGAGGCCAAAAAAGACCAUUGUGCGCGGGAGCAUGGUCGGUCACGGAGAAUACAUCUCUGCCAUGAUCAACGACAUGAGCCGCCUGUCCGUGACCAGCUCCAACUCUUUGCGGAAGAGCAGCCCCUCGGCCAGGAAGAGGGCCCAGUCCCUGGGAAGGCUGGGAGAGGUAAACGAAGGGGAUGGUUACCAGUACGAGGGCCUGACCCAGGACGACGAGGACGACAUGGAUGAGGCUCAGGAUCACUGGAGGGACAAGGGCAGGAACAUUCACAGUGAAACCAACACCCCCUACCUGGGGAUGAAGAAGAGCAUCACUCUGCAGCCCAAUGGAAUCUUGCCAAAAGCCAAGUCGACCUAUGAGGUCGGUGUCGGCACAGUGGAGGGGCCCUCACAGCCUCCUCCACCUCAGAACAUCCCAGCACCAAGUCAUGGACCGUAUCUGAGCGGAGAGCUGGGAAGUCCUCAGGAAAGACUGAUAUGGAAAAGAGAUUUCCAGCUUCCCAGAGGAAUGCCACCAAAUCAGAGACCUGUAGCAUGUUUUUACAGCCCUGCUGUGGCUCUCCAGCAGCUCCACGACGAUCAAGGGAACAUCGGACUGGAGCUCCGACCCAAUCUACCCAUGUACAUGCACGCACAGAACAGCCCAGGGAGGCCAUUCUCCUCCUAUGACCUAAAAGCCGAGUCGUCGGUGAGAUACCACUCCAGUUUCCUGCCGACCGGCACCAGCAGUCCUCUUGUAGGAGGCAUUAGACCUCAGCGUAUGGUGCGCUCCUCGGCAAGCUACACACUAGGCUUGUCUCCCAAUAUGGGGCUGCGGCCUGGUGUACCAGACCCCUUCCUCAGGCACUCAGGAUGCCCGAACCCCUCUUACCCCCGGCAGGACAGCCCAUCUCAACCUCGACCUUCACCCACGGGCUCAUUAGCCACCAGUCCUCCAGGAACCUGCUCCCCUGCUUUCAGACCGCCUCAGCAUCCUGCACCUCGACCGCCCCCUGACCCUCCCAAGGUGACGCAUGAACAGUUCAAAGCAGCCCUGCAGAUGGUGGUGGAUAAGGGCGACCCACGGACUUAUCUGGAGAACUUUGUGAAGAUCGGGGAGGGCUCCACAGGGGUGGUGUGUAUUGCUACAGAAAAGCACACUGGAAGACAAGUUGCUGUGAAGAUGAUGGACCUGCGGCGGCAGCAGAGGAGGGAGCUGCUCUUUAAUGAGGUGGUGAUCAUGAGGGACUAUCAGCACAAGAACGUGGUGGAGAUGUUCAAGUCUGCCCUCGUGGAGGAGGAGCUGUGGGUCAUCAUGGAGUACCUGCAAGGAGGAGCCCUGACCAACAUCGUGUCUGAAACCAGACUGAGUGAGGAGCAGAUUGCCACAGUGUGUGAAGCUGUUCUCCAAGCCCUGGCUUAUCUCCAUUCACAGGGCGUCAUUCACAGAGACAUCAAGAGUGACUCGAUCCUACUCACAUUAGAUGGACGGGUGAAGCUGUCAGACUUCGGUUUCUGUGCCCAGAUCAGUAAGGACAUCCCUAAGAGGAAGUCUCUAGUAGGGACGCCUUAUUGGAUGGCUCCUGAGGUCAUAUCCAAAUCACCAUAUGGCACAGAGGUUGAUGUGUGGUCGAUGGGUAUCAUGGUAGUGGAGAUGGUCGACGGAGAGCCCCCAUACUUCAGUGAAACGCCCGUAGCAGCAAUGAAGAGGCUUAGAGACGAGCCGGCUCCAACCGUUCGAAAUGUCAGCCAGAUCUCUCCAGUUCUCAAAGACUUCUUGGAUCGCAUGCUGACCCGUGACCCUCUGGAGCGGGCUAGCGCCACCGACUUGCUGGAGCACCCCUUCCUGCUGCAGAGCGGUUCACCUCAGUGCCUGGUCCCGUUGGUGGAACAGUAUCGGAAACGCAUGUCUCGCUGCUGACCCAUUUCAGCUCCAAGUCCCCAAAUGGGCCAACUUCAGCCUGCCCUGUACUGUACGACUCCAGAAGAGGACUAGCGCCGGGACCCAGCUCUCCUUACGGGGCCGACGUUCCCCCCCAGAAGCAGACCCAGGCAGCAUUCUGCUGCCGCCGUCAUGGUGGCCACAUAGUUUGUCAAACGCGGCAUGGUCUCGGGCAUGUGAGAAGCACUUUAGGAGCGAGCUAAAGGCAGCAUGCAAGUCCUCACCUCUCAACUCAAUUGGCUUCCUGCAACUUUCGGUGUGGAUUAACACGCUAUGCAGCCUGAUGCACUGACAGCCGAAAUCUGUCCUUCACACAUAUUCCAAAUAAGUGGUACUCUAAAAUCCCUUCGUGGUGUUUUUAGUGGGCAUUAAUGCAAGCUGUGCAAACUCAUUAGGCUCAAACCUCAGUAGCUCAUUGUGACAGGAUAAAGGCACCUCUGCACAUCCAUUCUGUUGAGGAAAUUGGACAACGAUACACUCUUUGCAUGGCCAAAUGGAGGCACACCUGGCCUAAUGUGAAUGCUUGAAUAUGUACUGGGGAUAAGAAAGACAAUUCUCCUAUAUUAGCAUAAUAAAUGGGUAAACAAAAACCCAGCUGCUACUAUUGGACUACUGGGAGGGAAAAACCCCAGCACCACUCUCCUCUUUUACUCCACUUUUACAUAUUUAUUUAUUUCUAAAAAAAAAAAACAAAAAAAAAAACAAAGAAAAAGAAAAAAAGAUGUUUGUUGUUUGUAUGAUGUGAAAUUGCAAAUAUGGUUACAUAAUUAAUAAAUAUGGACUCAAAACAUACUCAGACACAUUAACAAUGUAAAUAGAAAUCCUGAAUAUUAGGGUCUUUAACACUGAUAAGUUUGAAUCUUACCUUUAUUUCAUAAAACGUGAGUGUAGUGUAUGUAUGCGUGAAGGAGCAGGUGUGUGUUACGCAACGUCAUUGUUGACACAACCCUCUUUGUACUGUGACA
Poecilia latipinna (sailfin molly) is the source of this 3612-nucleotide messenger RNA. It is a transcript of the gene pak6, whose product is annotated as p21 (RAC1) activated kinase 6. Bases 536 to 2626 code for a protein of 696 amino acids. Gene Ontology annotation, molecular function: protein serine/threonine kinase activity; ATP binding. The record is from RefSeq and is a predicted model, not a curated record. NCBI's taxonomy places the organism in Eukaryota, Metazoa, Chordata, Actinopteri, Cyprinodontiformes, Poeciliidae. Gene Ontology annotation, biological process: protein phosphorylation. The transcript has 9 exons.